Colletotrichum costaricense is the source of this 2664-nucleotide messenger RNA. RefSeq lists its product as uncharacterized. NCBI's taxonomy places the organism in Eukaryota, Fungi, Ascomycota, Sordariomycetes, Glomerellales, Glomerellaceae. Gene Ontology annotation, biological process: biosynthetic process; secondary metabolic process. The transcript has 4 exons. The record is from RefSeq and is a predicted model, not a curated record. Bases 1 to 2664 code for a protein of 887 amino acids. Gene Ontology annotation, molecular function: CoA-ligase activity; phosphopantetheine binding.
AUGGCUUCUGUUCAAGCUCCUGGAUCUGUCCGAACCUUAUCCCAGCUACUCAAAAGAGCGGCAGAGACAAAAGGUCAUCUCUACUUUUACUCUGAAAAUGUUGCGGAACCCGGUCUUUCCACCCUAUCCUACCGCGAACUCUUGUCCGAGGCACGCGAUAAGGCAAGAUUGAUCAACCACAGCAUCCAAGCUCAGUCGCCGGAGUCGGUCUUGUUGACACACUUCGAUUCACAGCGUGACAGCAUUGUCUGGUUCUGGGCGGCGACGUUGGCAGGAUUUCUGCCAUGUAUGUCACUUCCGCUGGUCAAUAACAUUGGGCAGCGCAAAAAGCAUCUACACCACCUGCACGGCCUACUGAAAGAGCCGACCAUAAUCACCACCAACAAACUUGCAGCUGAGUUUCUUGAUCUGUGCGAAUUGAAAGUUAGAACUGUCGAGGACCUUCGAUACGUUGAUUGCGUUGAGAAGUUUGCGAGUCAGGAUGCCGGACAAAAAGCAGACGCCGGCAGCAUCGCGGCGCUAAUGUUGACAUCCGGGAGCACAGGCAAUGUCAAGGCAGUUCCACUCCGCCAUGGCCAAGUCCUCGAUGCCGUCACUGGAAAAAGCGCACAUCACAGGACCACAACUGCCGACAUCUUUCUCAAUUGGGUCGGAUUAGAUCAUGUCGCAAGUCUAGUAGAAAUCCAUCUUCAUGCAAACCCAAUGCAAUUUAUUCGACUUCUGGACACAUACAAUGUCACUUACACCUUUGCGCCCAACUUCUUCUUGGCCAUGGUUCUGGACGCUCUGGUUCUGAGUCCAGUUUGUACAGCAAAUCUUUACAAUCUGAGGGCUCUGAUAUCAGGCGGCGAGUCAAAUCCUACAUCAACUUGCCAUGAGCUUACGCGAGAACUACGCCGUCUUGGCUGCAAGGGUGAGGUAAUACGCCCAGGAUUUGGAAUGACGGAAACAUGCGCUGGUUCCAUCUAUUCCAUACAUUGCCCCUCAUACGACAUCGAGCGAUCUGUUGAAUUCGCGAGUCUGGGUUCGUGCAUACCAGGGAUGAAAAUGCGCGUCAUGAGCCUCCAUGAUCCCCAGGAUGAAGCUCCCAAAGGCCACACCGGCCAGCUUCAGGUCAUUGGAAAAAUGGUAUUUAGCCACUACUUCAACGACGAAAAAGCGACGAAAGAUUCUUUUAGUUCAGACGGCUGGUUCAUUACGGGAGACCUGGCAUGGAUUGAUGAUGCCAGCAAUCUUCAUUUGGCUGGCCGUAUCAAGGACUCCAUCAUCGUCAAUGGCGUUAAGUGGAGUGCAACCGAGCUGGAAAGCGCACUCGAUGAUGAGAGGAUUCCAGGGAUGACUCCAUCUUUCACGGUUUGUUUCCCGACCCGGAAGGCUGGGUCACCGACUGAGAGUAUCGCCAUCGCCUACUCCCCGCGAUUCCGUGACGAAGAUCUCCGUGCGCGCUCUGAGACGUCAUCACUAGGCAAGAUCUCGCGCUCCAAAAUCCGCGCUGCACUCGAGAGUGGUCAAUUCGGACCGAUUGAGUGCGAAGACCAACAGCUCCUCGACCAAGACAGACAGCACAAAAGGCGGGGCGCCGAGACUGACAGCGAGAAGGUUGUGCAGGGCAUAUUAGCCGACCUUUUGAAGAUGCCUGUUGUGGAGAUUGACGUGGAGACGUCCAUCUUCGACCACGGCGUCGACUCGAUGCAUCUCAUCCUUCUGAAAUCCAGAAUACAGGGGGCGAUUGGCGGCCAGGUUGACAUCCCCAUGUCAGUCUUGCUGACAGAGCCAACCGUCGUCGCUAUCGCAUCCGCCAUUGACCGGCUCGUAUCGCAUCCAAUCGUUUACACCCCGAUUGUGCCAUUGCAGCAGAAUGGUUCUAGCACACCCUUGUUUUGUAUCCAUCCCGGCAGCGGAGACAUCCUCGUGUUCAUUGCUCUUGCAGCACACUUCCCGACCCGUCCCGUGUAUGCCCUCAGAAGUCGGGGUUACAAUCCUGGGGAAUCCUUCUUCUCUUCUAUCGAGGAGACUGCGGAACGUUACGCAGCAGGGAUCUGCAAGGCACAGCCGCAGGGACCCUAUGCCAUUGCAGGCUACUCACUUGGUUCCACGCUCGCCUUCGAGGUGGCAAAGGUGCUCGAAAAGCAGGGUCGAGAAGUAAGGUUCCUGGCUAGUAUCGACUACCCGCCACACAUUGCGCAUUACGUGCGCGGCUUGGAUUGGAUUGAUGUUCUUUUACACAUUGCAUUUUUCCUGGAGCUCGUUGAUGAGGAGACCAUGAAGGACAUCACUCCCCACUUGCACACACUCAACCGCGACGAAGCGCUGUCUCACGUCCUCGGAGUCGGCGAUGCUGAACGUGCCAGUGCUCUCGCCAUUGACAUUGAAAGGCUUGCGUUGAUCUCAGACAUUGCCGAGAACUUCCGUGUCAAUGUACAAAGCUAUGAACCUGAAGGCAACGUCAAUAAUCUAGACGUGUUUGUAGCGGACCCGCCGUCUUACGCGGCUCAUGACCGACAAGACUGGAGGAAAAACAAGCUUGAACGCUGGGUGGACUUCACGCGGACAGGAGCAGAGUUCCACAAUUGCCCGGGCUUUCAUGCAAAAAUGCUCAACAAGGAACAUAUGGCCGACUUUGCGAAAAUAUUCAAAGCGGCCAUGAGAAUGAGAGGCGUCUAG